Messenger RNA from Cotesia congregata, 1322 nucleotides. The record is from the annotation of a GenBank genome assembly. Lineage: Eukaryota; Metazoa; Arthropoda; Insecta; Hymenoptera; Braconidae.
UCAAUUAUAAAAUUAUCAUUGACAUUUUUUUAUAAACAAAAUAAAUUAUUAAACUCUAAAAUUUUUUUAAUGGCGAAUAAUUUUUGCAUUGCAGACUGAUAAGAUACUUGUAUCCAACAAAUGAUGAGUUGAAAACUCUCGCGAAUAUACCAAAGGAAAAACCAAGAAAAGGAAAGCACUUGCAAAAUGGAAAUUCACAUCAAACUUUUCACGUCCCACGUAAUUUAGACAUUACCUUAGAAAAUGCUCAAGUGACCAACUUGGAUAUCAUUCAUUUAAAGUAUUACUCGGAUUUUCAAUGGCUGUUGGAUUUUUCAAUCUAUGCAACUAUAACUUACGUUCUUACUGAGGUUUAUUAUUAUUUGUAUUCCAUUGAAGGAGAGAUCAAUCUAAGUAUGCUUUGGUGCAUACUAGUAAUUGGAUUUUCAUUGUAUCCUUUUUAUUCAAUAAUUUUUUUUCGACACUAUAAUCAGCGAUCAACAUGUAUCGUCAUGGGAAUCGUUUAUUUAUUGAUUGCAUUAGCAGUUCAAAUAAUUGACGAAAAAAUAAUAGAAAUUGGUCUGAACAAAGCUUACACCAGUUUCAAUCAAAGUGCAACUAAAUUUCUUGGCGAACACGGACUCUCUUCUACGGGACCAGCAUCAGGGAUAGUCUUGAAGUUUUCCCUAGCCGUUUGGUGUGGAUUACUUGGCUCAUUGCUAACUUUUCCGGGUCUGAGGAUGGCGCAAAUGCACUCAGAUGCUUUGAUUUACCACAAACAGCGUAAAAUGUUAUCAUUAUUAGCAAACAUAAGCUUUGCGUCACCUUUACUGCUAGUUUGUUUGUGGAUAAAACCUAUAAGUCGAGAUUAUCUUACUGUAAGAGUUUUUACGGGAGCAAGUGGCCCACUGAUGACUCCAGAUGCAUUUGAAAGUAUGAGACUGAUUGCUAUUAUCGUUGUAGUUUUAUUGAAAUUAUUAUUAAUGCCGAUGUAUCUGCAGUCGUAUUUAAAUUUGGCUGAGCAGAGACUAGAGAAAUUAAAAAAAGAAUCUGGUAGAAUAACUAAUGUUGAUUUACAAAAAAAAAUUGCUGCAGUGUUUUAUUAUCUGUGCGUCGUAUCGAUACAAUUUAUAGCACCAUUGCUACUUGACAAUGUCGACAAUAUUGAAAAAACUAUUACGCAAACUGCUGAAGAAUUCCACUUAGCUUUAGGAUCUUUGAAACAAAUUUUUACAACAGAAGUCUUCCGUGGUUUGUUUGGAUUGGCAACAUGGUGGACCUGUUUUACGAUAUUUGCAACAAAUGCUCUAGGAAUGUUUUGUCAGUCGUACCUGACAGCCGCG